AAUCACGCGACUCUUAUAUUCGACGCAUGACCGUUGGCUUGUCUUCCUGUCUGCUCGCGGAUAGAGGACGUUAGUGUCACAGAGGAGAGGGACUCGAACGGUGUUUUUUUUUAUUUACCCACUAAAGUAAGACGAGAAAGCAACAAUAACCGGGAUGUUCGCCCGCGCCGUGAGACCCACCGUGAGCCUGGCUCGAAGCCUCUCCACCACCGCGCAGAACAACGCCAAGGUGGCGGUGCUCGGAGCGUCGGGCGGCAUAGGCCAGCCGCUGUCUCUGCUCCUCAAGAACAGCCCUCUGGUGAGUCAACUCUCCCUCUACGACAUCGCCCACACCCCCGGCGUGGCUGCGGACUUGAGCCACAUCGAGACGAGGGCCCAGGUGACCGGCUACAUGGGUGCGGAUCAGCUGGACGCCGCUCUGCAGGGCUGCGACGUCGUGGUCAUCCCCGCCGGCGUGCCCCGAAAACCCGGCAUGACCCGCGACGAUCUCUUCAACACCAACGCCACCAUCGUGGCCACCUUGGCCGACGCCGUCGCCCGCAACUGUCCCGAGGCCAUGAUCUGCGUCAUCGCUAAUCCAGUUAACUCCACCAUACCCAUCACGUCGGAGGUCAUGAAGAAGUAUGGAGUGUACAACCCCAACAAAGUGUUUGGCGUCACGACCCUUGACAUUGUCAGAGCGAACGCCUUCGUGGCAGACCUCAAAGGCCUUGACCCCGCUCGUGUCAAUGUGCCGGUCAUUGGAGGUCACGCUGGAAUCACCAUCAUUCCCCUCAUUUCCCAGUGCUCACCCAAAGUGGAGUUCCCCGCUGACCAGUUGGCCGCCCUGACGAGCAGGAUCCAGGAUGCCGGCACAGAGGUGGUUAAGGCCAAGGCCGGAGCUGGAUCCGCUACCCUCUCCAUGGCCUACGCCGGGGCCAGGUUCACCUUCUCCGUCCUGGACGCCAUGAACGGGAAGGAAGGUGUGGUGGAAUGUGGGUAUGUCAGAUCCGAGGAGACGGAGUGCAAGUACUUCUCCACACCUCUCCUCCUGGGGAAGAACGGCAUUGAGAAGAACCUCGGCCUGGGCAAGCUGACCGCCUUCGAGGAGAAGCUGGUCGCCGGCGCCAUGAAUGAGCUGAAGUCUUCCAUCAAGAAGGGCGAGGAGUUUGUGGCCAAUAUGAAGUGAACGUGUGGCAUUAAGUCCGUUUAAAAAACAAAGAGCUGUUGUGAUAGUUUGCUCCGUCUUAACUUAAAAAGGUAUUUGGGUAAAUCUCAAGAUCUGUCAAUGUUUCCCCUUUUCGUUUUACCAGUAGGGUCAUCUUGAUUCAGAAAUCCUGGUUUUAACCGAGGGCCUAUGUAUCAUCUUUUCAAACCUGCCUUUACAUUGCACUGAUUACUGUACCGACUUAUUAUAUAUUUUGCGAAUGUCAAAUUUGAAACAAUCUCGCAUUUUCAUGUAAAGUCUGUAUUAACAGAGAUUUCUCUGCUUAAUGAGGAAAUACUGUCAUCAUAAAAAUAGAUGUUACUGAUGAGCAAAAUAUUCACUCUACCAAUAAACAGUUAAGCUUUGAAAAAAUAAUUAAAAUCUUUUUCUCUUUU
This is a messenger RNA of Cyclopterus lumpus (lumpfish), 1581 nucleotides long. RefSeq names its product malate dehydrogenase 2, NAD (mitochondrial) (gene mdh2). The transcript has a single exon. Gene Ontology annotation, biological process: tricarboxylic acid cycle; malate metabolic process. The coding region runs from base 155 to 1168 and encodes 337 amino acids. The record is from RefSeq and is a predicted model, not a curated record. Gene Ontology annotation, cellular component: mitochondrion; cytoplasm. Gene Ontology annotation, molecular function: L-malate dehydrogenase (NAD+) activity. NCBI's taxonomy places the organism in Eukaryota, Metazoa, Chordata, Actinopteri, Perciformes, Cyclopteridae.